GCACGGAUUGCUGUUGCCUGCCGGGCAUAGUAACCGUCCAGAUGGUAACAUUCGCAUCUUUACGCUUGCUCUCCUCGGCUGCCUCGUUCGCUGGGCAUCGGCCUCUCCCACUCCCACCUCCGUCGCUCUGCGUGGCAUCUCCUCGCCCUGCCGCUGCUGAAGGACGACAGCGGCCGCUCCACAUCCACCCCACAACCAUCCCGCAUCUUCCCCCAGGACCCAGCUGCUUCUCCGUUGCUGGGCCACAGGCCCUUGGCCACCACACAACCCACCUGCCCGUCCGCCUGAUGUGCCCGCGGCCGGACACCUGAUGUGUUUACUGCCCCUCCUGAUGGGGGCAUGAUGCAGCGCCUGACGGCCUCGCCACGGAAUGCCGCUCGGCCUGGGCAACCGGGACUCGUCGCAGCUUGCUCACCACCAUCACUCGUUCGCACGGCCCGAUUGGCGCCAAUCUACCUCUUGCUGCUGAUUGGAGCUGGUGCAUUGUUGCCUCGGCAGCCACGAUGUUGGUGUUUGGUGUGG
This is a messenger RNA of Polychytrium aggregatum, 522 nucleotides long. RefSeq lists its product as uncharacterized. NCBI's taxonomy places the organism in Eukaryota, Fungi, Chytridiomycota, Chytridiomycetes, Polychytriales. The record is from RefSeq and is a predicted model, not a curated record. The coding region runs from base 42 to 311 and encodes 89 amino acids. The transcript is spliced from 2 exons.